Molecule: messenger RNA, 403 nt
Organism: Sinocyclocheilus anshuiensis
Lineage: Eukaryota; Metazoa; Chordata; Actinopteri; Cypriniformes; Cyprinidae
Product: aryl hydrocarbon receptor repressor-like
Exons: 4
Coding region: 140-403 (87 amino acids)
Biological process (GO): regulation of transcription by RNA polymerase II; response to xenobiotic stimulus; xenobiotic metabolic process
Cellular component (GO): nucleus; aryl hydrocarbon receptor complex
Molecular function (GO): transcription cis-regulatory region binding; nuclear receptor activity; protein dimerization activity
Source: RefSeq, a predicted model, not a curated record
CAUUCUGUGGAAUCCGCCGCCUGAAACACACACACACACACACACACACACACACACACAUAAACUCACACACACUCGAGUCUCUGCUGCAGCUCAUUCUGCGCUCGAUCAUCACACAGCAGAGCAUCUGUUGGUGAAGAUGAUUCCUCCUGGAGACUGUCUGUACGCUGGGAGGAAGAGGAGGAAACCCGUCCAGAAACAAAAACCAGCGGCAGUGACGGAGAAAUCGAACCCUUCGAAGCGGCACCGCGACCGUCUGAACGCUGAGCUGGAGCGACUGGCCAGCCUGCUGCCCUUCUCCCCCGAGAUCAUCUCCAAACUGGACAAACUGUCUGUCCUGCGCCUGAGCGUCAGCUACCUGCGGGUCAAGAGCUUCUUCAGCGACCUACUGCAGCAUAUGUGA